Molecule: messenger RNA, 1530 nt
Organism: Charadrius vociferus (killdeer)
Lineage: Eukaryota; Metazoa; Chordata; Aves; Charadriiformes; Charadriidae
Gene: ELN
Product: elastin
Exons: 18
Molecular function (GO): extracellular matrix structural constituent
Source: RefSeq, a predicted model, not a curated record
AUGCCCCCUCCGGGUCCCCCGGACCUGGCAGUGCUGGUGCUGGCCCUGGCACAGGAGGAGCAGAGCAAGGGGCACUGGGCAGGUUUCGGACCCGGUGGAAUAGGAGCCGGCAUCGGAGAGUUGGAGCACAGGCGGCAGCAGCGAAAGCAGCAGCGAAAUAUGGAGCCGGUGUCCUGCCCGGGGCUGGUGGCAUCCCGGGAGUCGGUGGAGUGGUACCCGGUGUUGGUGUUGUCCCAGGAGCCGGAGUUGGAGGGGCAGCAGCAGCAGCAGCAGCAGCGAAGGCAGCGGCAAAGGCAGGAGCUGUUGGUGAGUUCCCUGCUGUCUCGGACAGACCCAGCAGCUCCCUGCAGGACCACGCUCACUCUUGGGGCACAGAAGAGUCAUGCGUUGGUGCCAGGGCUGUGCAGCUUCACCCCCUGCGCCACCACCCCCUGCCCCAGCCCCUGGCUCCAGUGGCUGCUUGCUGGAGCUUGGGCUCCAGGGGUGCUGCCCGGGGUUGGCGGCGUCCCAGGCCUCGUGCCCGGCGUUGGUGGUGUCCCCGGCUUGGUACCCGGUGUCGGUGGUGUCCCCGGGGUAGCAGGAGUCGGGACGCCGGCAGCAGCAAAGGCGGCAGCAAAGGCAGCUAAGUACGGAGCUGGUGUUGGUGUUCCCGGCAUUGGUGGUGUCCCUGGUGUCCCUGGUGUUCCCGGUGUCCCUGGUGUCCCCGGUGUCCCUGGUGUUCCCGGUGUCCCUGGUGUCCCUGGUGUGCCCGGCGUGCCCGGCGUGGCUGGGGUUCCCGGCGUGGUGCCCGGCGUCGGAGCCGCCGCUGCUGCCAAAGCAGCCGCCAAAGCAGCCAAGUACGGUAAGCUGGGAUCUCUCCAGGGAGUGGGUGGCCUGGCUCCUGGUGUAGGUGGUCUAGCUCCUGGAGUGGGUGGCCUUGCUCCUGGCAUAGGUGGUCUGGCUCCUGGCGUGGGUGGCCUGGCCCCCGGCAUUGGAGGUGUCCCAGGGGUCGGAGCUCCGGCUGCAGCAGCAAAAGCAGCAGCGAAGGCAGCCAAAUUCGGUGCUGGGGUUGGAGGGGUACCAGGCGCGGUGCCCGGCGUCGCCGGAGUGCCAGGAGUGACACCCGGCGUCGGCGUCGUGCCUGGGGUGGUGCCGGGUGUGGGGGUACCCGGUACCGGCAUCCUCCCUGGGGCAGGCAUCCCCCAAGUAGGGGUGCAACCUGGUGCUAAACCUCCCAAAUUCGGCGUUCCCGGCGCUGGAGUCCCAGGGGCCGGUGUCAUCCCAGGUGGCCUUGGAGUCGGCGGCCUUGGAGUUGGUGGGCUCGGUGCUGGUGAGUGACGCUGGCCCCUGGCAUCGGGGAUGCAGGUCCCUGGCUGGGGACCCUCUGAGCUCAUAGCAGGUGGGGUGGGGGUCCCGCUCACCCCACUCUGCCUUUCUCCCCCCCUCCCAGGGAAGCCCCCCAAGCCCUUCGGAGGAGCCCUCGGUGCCCUGGGCUUCAGAGGCGGCGUGGGCUGCGCACAAGGGAAGUACUGCGGGAGGAAGCGGAAGUAA